Nestor notabilis (Kea) is the source of this 1440-nucleotide messenger RNA. It is a transcript of the gene LCLAT1, whose product is annotated as lysocardiolipin acyltransferase 1. The transcript has 5 exons. Gene Ontology annotation, cellular component: endomembrane system. Bases 1 to 1137 code for a protein of 378 amino acids. Gene Ontology annotation, molecular function: acyltransferase activity. Lineage: Eukaryota; Metazoa; Chordata; Aves; Psittaciformes; Psittacidae. The record is from RefSeq and is a predicted model, not a curated record.
AUGGUGUCAUGGAAAGGGAUAUACUUUGUACUUACACUAUUCUUGGGAAGUUUUUUUGGAAGUAUAUUCAUGCUGGGUCCUUUUCUACCUUUGAUGUUUAUCUCACCGACCUGGUAUCGCUGGAUCACCGAUUCCAUUGUGGCCACUUGGCUCACGCUCCCAGUGGCCUUGCUGGAAAUGGUGUUUGGUGCCAAGGUGGUUGUCACUGGUGAUGGAUUUGUUCCUGGAGAAAGGAGUGUCAUUAUCAUGAACCAUCGCACACGAAUGGACUGGAUGUUCCUGUGGAACUGCCUGCUGCGAUACAGCUACCUCAGACUUGAAAAAAUCUGUCUCAAAAGCAGUCUCAAAAGCAUUCCGGGAUUCGGCUGGGCGAUGCAAGUUGCUGCCUUUAUUUUCAUUCAGAGAAAGUGGGAAAAUGACAAGAGUCACUUUGAAAAAAUGCUGGAUUAUUUCUGUGACAUUCGUGAACCACUGCAACUCCUCAUCUUUCCAGAAGGAACUGAUCUCACAGCCAGCACCAAAGCUCGCAGUAAUGAAUUUGCUGAGAAGAAUGGACUUCAAAAAUAUGAGUACGUCUUACAUCCGCGGACUACCGGCUUCACUUUUGUGGUUGAGCGUCUAAGGGAAGGUGACAAUCUCGAUGCUAUCCAUGACAUAACUGUGGCAUACCCCCAAAACAUUCCUCAGACAGAGAAGCACCUUUUGAAUGGAAACUUCCCAAAGGAGAUUCACUUCCAUGUCCAGAGAUAUCCCAUAGAGACGGUCCCCACUUCUAAGGAGGAGCUGCAGCUUUGGUGCCGGAAACGUUGGGAAGAGAAAGAGGAGAGACUCCGACACUUCUAUGAAGGUGGAAAAUGCUUCAGUGCAACAGGGCAAGGUGUUAUUCCACCGUGUAAAUCUGAGCUCAGGGUCCUCGCGGUCAAGUGCAUCUCGCUCCUGUAUUGGACGGUGUUCCCGCUGGGUAUGCUUGCACUGCUGUACCUCUACAGCUUUGCACAAUGGUAUUUUGCAGCCAUGAUCAUCGUUUUUGUUGUGCAGCAAAAGAUAUUUGGUGGGCUGGAAUUAAUUGAACUCGCUUGCCAUCGAUAUUUUAGAAAGCAACAGAAAAUUCAUGACAUGAAAGUAAAAAACAAUUAGUUCUGGGGUAGAGAAAGACAUAAAAAUGGGUGGUUUUGAGAUGUCCUGCAAAUUUUAUGCACAGGGAAGAAUUUUUGCAUGAGAAUUGUCUUUUCCUGUUGCCAUUGUUAGACAUUUGCACUUGAUUCUGUGAAGAGAAAGAAAAAUGUUAGUUACUACUACAUGUGAAAAUGGUAGUUUUUAUCUCUGAAUGUAAUUUCAACACUGCUCUUGCAAGCAGCUAGCAACUGCAUUCUGCUGUAAUUAGCAAACGAAUUGCUGGAUUAUUGAACAAUCAUAAGGACAUUAAUAAAUGUGACAUGC